Messenger RNA from Micropterus salmoides (largemouth bass), 2473 nucleotides. RefSeq lists its product as uncharacterized. The transcript is spliced from 2 exons. The coding region runs from base 205 to 1020 and encodes 271 amino acids. The record is from RefSeq and is a predicted model, not a curated record. Lineage: Eukaryota; Metazoa; Chordata; Actinopteri; Centrarchiformes; Centrarchidae.
AGUUGCAGCUUCCUCUGUGGGAUACUUCCCCCAUCUUGACGUCAGCUGGAUGUGUGAUUUUUCCCCAGAAUCCCAGCCUCAAACUGACGCAUUCACAUACCAGCUCCUCAGCAGCAACUUGAGGCUCUCUAUAGAAACCCCGCCUACACAGAUCCACGCAUGAACACAAAUCACUAUGCUACCUGAGACUGUCCUCCAGCUGUGAUGCCUGCCUUCAGCCCUCCAGCCCCUCUCCUCUCUAUGCUGCUGUGUGUGUCUGUGGCUCUGCAGCCCUCUGACCUGCGCCUGGCUUAUGUGACCCAUAACAGCUUUUUCUACUACUCCUGCAGCCAAAACCCGCAGCCCUGCAGCGUCUCUUCACUUGCAGACUGCAAAUGCAAGGACAUCCAGCUUUCCACGCUGCACCGCCCCCAGUCGCACUCCUCCCCCAUUUUCCGGAUGAGACGUUUAACUGUUUGGUUCACGUCGCCAUUAAACACGGCACGUCUGCUCAACAACUCAGAGGUGAGGCACCUCACCCUGAUCCACUGUGGCCCCGGAGGGAUCAGAGGGACACCUUUUUCUUCCCUGGAGGGACAUUUCGCUGUGCAGCACCUGGAGAGGCUGACAGUGGUAAACCUGUCGCAGAGUUCAGAUCACCACCAUCCAAAUGCAAACAGGGCCAAGAACACAGACUCAAACGCUGACCCAGACAGAGAUAACGGUGCUCACUUUGACACAAAUAGAUGCAACAGGGAUAGAGACACAAACGUGGACGUGAUUCUGGACAUGAAGACAGAUCCCUUUGCUUUGUCCUCACCCCAAAUCCAAGACAUCUUCCUGGGCAGGGAGCUUGGAGCAGCCUACCACGAACAGGCUAGACUGGGAAUCAUCCACAGUUCCGCACUGGAGUGGGGAGCGGAGGUCAAAGCCUACACAGUCCAGACUCACAUAGACAAUGAUGGCGUGCUGCCCUUCCCUGACCUCCACCUGCCAAAAUUACCAGAGACAUCUGUCAUAUAUGUCAGCUUUGUGUACUGACACCAAGUUACUUUGAUACAGGAGGGAGGACCAGAAGGAAGAUGAUACAGUAUUCAUGACCUACAAACAAUCACUUUUGCACCACAGGGAUCCUAAAUUUUGGAUGAAAUGUAAUACUUUUUAGUAAUACUUUUUUUUGUUGCAGGCCUGCGCAUCACAUUUACAUUUUUGGUUUAAGAAUAUUCCUUUUAUCCUCUUAAAUUGGGAGAUAAAGUGGUCGUUACUUUACAGAUUAUGUUACACUUAAAGAAAGGCUCUUAAGUAAGGAAGACAAAACAAAUCUGUAAUUAAAGCCACUGAGUUAAGUGUUACUUCUGAAACUUUUCUAAGAGUGAACACAAAGAAGCACUGACACAAUGAAACCGCAGAGCAAACCACUGCAAAACAUCCCGGUAUUUUUUUUUUUAUGCAAAACUGCAGUAAUUUUCUAAAAGUCGACUAAGGGAAACGGUCCAGCUUUGAAUAGAAACUAACAAGAAAACUGAAUGUGUUCAGGAGAUUUUCCAUUUGUUUUAAGUAAAAGCACAUUUUGGCACACACGCACGCAAAACAAUAUUUUAUUUCCUUGUCCAGUAGCUUUAAUCAUCAUCAUUUUACCAAGUGGCUGAAAACUUCGCACAGCUGUUUAUCAGCAUGUUAGAACAAAAUAAGGCAACUAAUGAGAGACCCUCUGAGGGGCCAGAGGAACCUGCCAAUCCUGUCCAGCUGAAGUGGAACAAUCCCAGACUGCUUCUAACAGUCAAGAAUUUGAAUGACAGUUUAGUUUGGUUUUAAACAUGUUGGGAUUCAUUUAACUUUAACACUGUGUUUGAUGCCUCACAUUUCUCCUUAUGCUAAGAGACAGAAGGUUUUACUUGUAAGCUGAAAUGUCAACAGUAGAGGGAGGACAAGCUAAUUUGGACUUUUGUUGCAGCAUGAACUCCUCCCCGUUCUGCUUUGACAUUUCUACAGCUGACCCUGACCUAUGACCUCCGAUCCCCAUGUAAAAGCUAGCAGAGACUUCCCCCUCUGGGAUCAAGAAAUUAUAGAGUUAUUAGUGGUUGCAUCAGUGAUUGAAGUGGUAUUCCAAAGAUAUGUGUCUGGCAUGUUUGCUUCAAUAAUUAAACCACAAGAUGGCAGCAGAUACAUUUAAGUCAGACAGCAAAGAAGCCAGAAGCAAACCGAAGUGUUGAGGAAGGACUGAGCUGACUGACAUCAUGAGGGAAAAAAGGCUGUUUUUAUUUAAGUUAUUUACAACUGUUGAAGAAUCCAUUAAACCUUAAAUUUAACAAAUGUGCCAUGGCACAUCUCAGCACUUUAAAAGCUUGUGGGGAAUGUUAUUUGUUUGGGUAGAGGUACAUUGUUGAGAGUUGAAAAACUAUGACCUAAUAUUUAUUUGUUUAAAAAAUAAAAAUGAAACGGACAGCUUGUAUUUGUUUACAACAAAAACAAGAAAUAAAUAAUUUACUUAUCA